GUCAAGGCCAAAAAGUGAAACUCUGAUAGCCGCCUGUGCCUGUGCUUUUCACUCGGGAGCGGGCGCGGGGCUGGGCCUUCGCCAGGGCAUCUCCUGCUCGGACAUGGACACUCGCAAUCUCCCCCUCGUCUCGUCGAAGCCUGUGUCGCAACUGAGCACUGCUGUGUCUCAUCUCAAUAUCGCCUCUGCCCUGGUCGCUCCCGGCUCGUUCCUUUUCCACCAGCGCCCGAAACCGACGUUUCCCGCCGCCUCCAGGUUGCCGGCCAUGGACAAGGCACAGCAGCCCAGCUCGUUUCAGCAGCUGGAAAAGGUGUGUUCUUUGCCCUGAGAGGAUUGUGCUCGUUUAAUAUUGAUUUUAUCGAAAUAUACUGAUUGUGUAGCUUGGAGAAGGUACAUAUGCUACGGUUUUCAAAGGGCGGA
This is a messenger RNA of Penicilliopsis zonata CBS 506.65, 420 nucleotides long. RefSeq lists its product as hypothetical. The transcript is spliced from 2 exons. Bases 104 to 328 code for a protein of 74 amino acids. The record is from RefSeq and is a predicted model, not a curated record. Lineage: Eukaryota; Fungi; Ascomycota; Eurotiomycetes; Eurotiales; Aspergillaceae.